Molecule: messenger RNA, 4135 nt
Organism: Labrus mixtus (cuckoo wrasse)
Lineage: Eukaryota; Metazoa; Chordata; Actinopteri; Labriformes; Labridae
Gene: csdc2a
Product: cold shock domain containing C2, RNA binding a
Exons: 5
Coding region: 655-1128 (157 amino acids)
Biological process (GO): regulation of mRNA stability
Cellular component (GO): cytoplasm
Molecular function (GO): mRNA 3'-UTR binding
Source: RefSeq, a predicted model, not a curated record
CCUGCACCCCCCGCCCCAUCUCUGCUGCCUCCUUUUCAUUUGCUGCUUCUCUUUUUUUUUUUAAUCCCGCCUGUGUGCGCCGCAUCCAUACCAAGAUCCACUGACUAGGCUAAUUCCCCGCAUGUCCCCGCAGCUUUCACCGGCUUUAAUUACAUCAUUGCCUUAAAUCACAUCUUUAACACGGGGACACAUCUUGGCCUGGCUGACAGCUGAUCACGAAGGACCACUUGAGCCGUCAUCUUUUUUUAUAUACACACAGCGGUGUUUUGUGCCGAGACGUAUUUUGGUGUCACAUUUUUGGCCAUGAGUGGAGCAUCCUGUCGCCUUCUCGUCUCAAGCUGCCACAGUGUGAGAAUGUUCUGGAAACAACCGGCCUGAAGGGCUUUUCUUUUUCUAAUGAAUUAUGUAGGCUCUGCUGGCCUCACAUUCAAACACAUUUUACCAUAAAAACAGGCAGUCUCCUUUAAAGUUUUUGCUUCUCUCCUCCACCUGAAAGACCUCCUCUCUGUGCAUAUCUCCCCUCCCUCACACACUCCCUGGCCAUGCAGGAGGCGUGACCCUCCUUCUUCUUCGUCUUUGUGCAACGUUGGAGGAGAUCUGACGCAGAGAAAACGACAACAACAACAAAAAAUCCCAACCUGUAAUUAAAUUAAGAUGUCAGACCCUGAUCCUUCAUCACCAGCUGACCCUCCGCUGCCACUCACCUCCCCCCGGACCCCCCUGCAGCUCUCUUUCCCCUUCCUAAGGGAGGGCAGUCGGGUUUGGGAGCGGGAGAGGAAACCGCCUCAGCCCGGAGAGCUGCCCAGCCCACUGCCCACCAAACGCACCCGCACAUACUCAGCGACAGUGCGAGCGAGAUCAGGUCCAGUAUACAAAGGGGUGUGUAAAAACUUCUCCAGGUCUCAGGGUCAUGGAUUCAUCCGCCCCUCUCGCGGAGGAGAGGACAUCUUUGUCCACAUCUCUGACAUUGAUGGAGAGUACGUACCUAUGGAAGGGGACGAGGUCACGUACAAGGUGUGUCCCAUCCCUCCCAAGAACCAGAAGAUCCAGGCUGUCGAUGUAGUGAUCACCCACCUGAAUCCAGGCACAAAGCAUGAGACCUGGUCAGGUCAGAUCAUCAGCUCCUAAACCAGUGAUACACGCUGUGAGGCUGCAAAGACAAAGGAGGAUUUAAUUUGAGGGUUUUAUGUUUUUGGGAUGAAAGGUUUGGGGCCGGGUCAGAAGAGGAGGACUCAGAACUUGGCCUUUCGCUUGGGCCUGAGGUGACAUUGUUAUGAAAAGUGUUGGUUCAGUUGAGUAUUAGGAUUAUAAUUAAGGUUUUGAAUGUAUACGUUUGAAUGUUUUCCUUUGAAGGUCAGGGUUUUAUCAUUUCUUUUUGAAUGUUUUAAUUAUAUAUGUCUUGGUUAAGAUUAUCUUAACAGGGUAUGGUGUUAGCAUUUUCACUUUGACCUUGAGAAUCUUUUUUGCUUGGAAAAUGAGUUGCUGUUAGGGAACUAAUGUUUUAAAUUUCGGAUGCUGAAGAGGCUGAAUCUUAUUUUUCUGCAAUUUGACCCAGUUAAGCUACAUUGGCACUCGUUCAGCACAUUACAGACAAGCUAAUCUUUAUUUACAGAUGUGGUACAGUACAGGAUUUUGUUAGUAGAAAUGUUCUUGGUUUUGUUUGUUGUAUGAGUAGUAUUGCCCAAAAGCGUUUUUUAUUGGGCAAUGCCUGUGCGAAGGAGAACAGUCUGUGCGGACCAUAAAAGGGGCGAAAAGCAAUCCACCUUAAAGCAAUCCAAGGACCCAUCAGCAGUCAUCUGACGAUUAUUUAGCUUUUAUUAAUAGUUUGAUCAAACAUCUGCUUGCAAGUGCAAGUUAACAACCUGCUCUUGGAUUUAGUUUCUCAACACUAUUUCCAUUCUCACUUAUGUUGCUCUUUGGACGGUAAACUAUCGCAACACACAGAAAACAAAGUCUUUGCUGGAAGUCCUUCAUCACUAUCCUGUGGCUACACUGGCAGCCUCGUAAAAGCUGGCCAUUGCUCCCAGAGGCAACAUAAUUGUCGGAUGAUAGCCGAUGAGUUCUGAGAUUGCUUAGAGUCUAAUUUAAAUCUGAUGGGACCAGCUCAGUAAAUCUCUCUUUCAGACCCACUUUCAUGUCGCCUCUUUUUACAACCAAGCAACCUACUGAUGGAAGCUUUGUGUCACCACUGCCAAAAGUCAUGUGACCAACAUCUCAAUGAAAAAUUUAGCCAUAUUGUGACUGUGUUUACAACGGCAGACAGAGAAGAAAAUAAAAGGAAAUCACAUUUGUAAAGACCCUUUCUGUUGUCUUAAUGCCAAGGGAGCAGCUGCUCAGCUGUGCCUUCAGGAAGUCAUGUUAUUUUCAUGAUGUACUCAAAAACCCUGCUAGUUCACGGCUGCCAAAUGAAAACAGUGGGAAUUCAGUCUGACAAAUGCAUUUUGGCCUCAGGAGCUGUAAUAAGCUCGAUAUAUAGGGAAUUAUUUUCCUUCUUAGUGUUGUAGCACUUCUGUAUUUUGUCUACUUGAAAAAUGUAGAAAUCCAGUAUUAUUGUAGCCAGCUCCUAUGACGGUCUUCAGUUUUGGUGGUAAAGACAGUAGCUGGACGUUGUGUUGGCCUGCCACAGGAAACCAGGCCAGAGGGUUUGGGGUGAGGGAACAGGAGAGGGAAGAAGGUCAGGAAAAGGGCAGAGGAUGGAGUGAUGAUCUAUGGGUGUAGUGGAUAACAGAUACAGCUUGAUUUAAAGUGAUAUAAAGAAUGUGUUUGAAGCAAGAUAUGAAAUCAGCAGUUCUCAAUUUAUGGCUCUUCAGGUUAACUUGAUAAGGUUGAAAAAAUAGUUUGACAUUUGAGGAAUGAUGCCUAUUUGGUUUUUUUUUUGUCAAGAGUUAGCUGAGAAGAUGGAUACUACUUUCCUUUACCUACUUAAUGUCAAGCUACUUGGAGCUGUUAGCCUAGCUUAAACUGGCUGAGCACAAAGACUGGAUACAGCUAGCCUCGCGUUCCCUGAAGGUGACAGAAAAUGCACCAGCACCUCUAAAGCUCAGCUAUAAACAUAUUAUUUGUUAAAUGCACUAAAAAAAAGAAAAACGCCAGUCUUUAGGACAUUUUAAGCUAACCACCUGCUAGCUAAACCUUUGUGUAAGCUUGAAAGAGGUAUUGCUUACUGUUAACAAAAAAGUGAAUAUGUACCUUUUUCAAAAUGUUAAACUAUUUCUCUAAUUUGUUUGUGGAGAAAAAAGAAAAUAAGCUUUGAUAGCAAGAAGUUUCUAGUAUUUUCUAUUGUUGUUAUAAAGCUGGUAAAAUACAUUAUUUGCAGCUUCCGAGCUUUCUUUUCUUUUUUUCAUAUUAUGCAAGAAAAAAAGUGAUAAAGAGAAAAAAUCAAAACAACUUUCAGAGAACAGUAUCAGGCUGAGGACGAUGAACUGCUGAUUUAGUUUGUUUGAUAAGGUGGAGUCUUAAUAUGUUUCUACAUGUCACGGCAUAUGACUGUCAACAAAAAACAGAGCAGGAAAAAUGUCCUGUUGGGAGUUUGAAAAAAAAAAGGUUAUUUAUUUAUUGACUUAUUUAUCAUUUGUAACUAUGAGACCAUCAGGUUUUUUGGUAAUUAAAAGCUGCAUUUAUAAGUAUUUGUGCAAAUGUAAGCCUCUUUGACUAUUACACUGCACACCUCACUCUAAUGAUACUUCCCUGUUAAUAUCUCUUUGCUACUGUCAUGUCAUCAUCGACAGGUUAAAAAAAACCUACGACCUUUCCUAACAAGUUUCUUAUUUCUACAUAAUCCUCGUGUAUUUUUAUUAGCUAUGUCAUGUACAAAAUAACAAGCAGUCUUGUUUCUGGUUAUUGGCAUGUUUUGUACUGUUUGUGGUAUUUUUUUUUUUUUUAAUGUAGAUUGUGUUUAUUUUGUUUCAUCAUGCAGUAACAGCCGGCGCCUUCAGAGAGACAUCAUCAGGUGUUCUAUGCAUCAUUGAGUGUGACUUGACAGUGUAGUAACACACUGUUGUGUUAGGUUUCUUUCCUGUGAGAGAAACGAGUUUGAUUGUGUUCGCAAGCACUUUUUAUUUUUGUCAGAUCACUGUGACAUUGUCUUUUGUCUUUAAGGUCGAGUUUGAAUAAAACUUACUACUGUAUUCACAAA